Molecule: messenger RNA, 7307 nt
Organism: Anguilla rostrata (American eel)
Lineage: Eukaryota; Metazoa; Chordata; Actinopteri; Anguilliformes; Anguillidae
Product: stAR-related lipid transfer protein 13-like
Exons: 15
Biological process (GO): regulation of Rho protein signal transduction; signal transduction; actin cytoskeleton organization
Molecular function (GO): GTPase activator activity; lipid binding
Source: RefSeq, a predicted model, not a curated record
GGAUUUAUUUGUUGUGGAGGGUGCGGAGAAACUGGAAAAAUACAAGAAAACUGUGUUGGUAGAAAUUAAUUCCAUUAUGUCAGGGUUAAACUGUUUAAUAUGCCUCACAGACCCCAUUCCUGCUCUCAGCCGCCCACUUCCUAGAGCUGAAGAGGGGGUGUGUCGGGACAGUGUUGGUAUGCAGAGACCACCAAUGCAAUGUCCAGGGCUGUGAUUGACAACUCCAGGCCUGCCCCUCCACUCUGUUCUGGUCAUCCGCUCGUAUCCUGCCUCCAACACACAGAUCACAGUUGUGGUCACGUACAGCACCUCGGGAUGUCCAGAGGGGGCAGUGAAGACCUUAUCUUCGACCCCUCGACCCCUGACCCCUGACUUGGGGACACUACUGAGGGCAACGUGACCAUGGCCCUCUUCUGCUGUCUCCGCGCAUUCUUCACAAGGACAAGAGUUUUAUCCUUCCCAUGGACCCAGGCAUUUUCAGAACAUGAGGCGAAAGAAGCGUGUGAUUGGCUUCGAGCAGCUGGAUUUCCGCAAUAUGCACAUCUCUAUGAAGAUGGCCUGCUGCCCAUUGACAUUUCCUCUGUCAAAAAAGACCACGAUUUUCUGGACCAGGAUUCACUGAAAUCGCUUUGUAGGAGGCUGACAGCGCUGAACAAGUGUGCGUCCAUGAAGUUGGAAGUCCACUUUCAGCGGAAAGAGAGUGAGGAUUCGGAAGAGGAUGAUCUAUGUGCAAUCAGCGAUCGGUGGGCAUUCCAGCGGGACAGUAAAAGAUGGUCCCGAUUGGGUGCCCUCUCGUACCCCUCCCCUUCCCCCUCCCCGGGGGUAGAGCAUGCCCAGACCUCCGAGGGGGAGUGGGGCAGCAGGGAGAGCGUUCUGAGUGACCUCAGCGACCUGGGCGCGGCCUCGUCGCAUAGCAACAGCAGCCUGGGCAUGCAGAGCGCCCGCAUCACUUCCUCCAGCUCGACGGUCGCCUCCUCCUCGCACAGCGACCCGCCCCCCGCCGAAGCUCCGCCCCCUGGACGCGCCCGCCCCAAGAGGCGCACCAGGAGCUUCCUGCGCAGGAUCGAGUCCUUCCGCCACAAGGAGAGGGAGAGCGGGAGUGAGAGGGCGGCCGCCGAUGCUCAGGAUACGCCCCCUGCCACCGGCGCGGACACGCCCCCUCCCGCCAGUCUGGCCUGCACGGCUGGUGACAGGCUGCCCGGAGGCGGGGGGAGGAGCCGGUCGCCUUUCGCACGGCGGGCGCUGACCCUGGGGAGGGCCUCGACCGCGAACGCGAACGGGCCGAACGGCACGGGGCGUUGGGGGAGGGCCCAGAGCGGCGGGUUUUGUCUGGAGGAUUUCCAGGUUCCGCCGGGCUCCUCCGAUUCGCCGGAGCAGAGGGGGAGGGAUCGGCGGGCGAAAGUGGUGCACCUGCCCCCGGACCACAAGCCCGGUACCUUCCCCAGGUCCCUGUCUGUGGAGAGCUUGUGUCCCCCUAGCCCUGGCGAGGAACUGGAGGGGGCGUGGCGGGUGGGCGGAGCCUCGCUCGAUGAUGCGUGCGUCGGCGGGGCCGAGUCCGCUGAUUCGCCGGGGUUGACUGGCUGGAGACGGGGCUCCUGCGACUCGGAGGGGAGCGUUUACGACAACAUUCCGGAGCCCCCCCUGGGCGGGGCCCCCCAGGACAUCUCCCAGCACCUGGACGACAUCCUGCAGCGUGUCCAGGGGAUCCAGCACAGCCUCCACAUGUGGUCCCGCAAGAUCUGCCCCGAGAUGGAGGACGAGGAGGAGGGGGAAGACGAGGAAGAGGAGGGCAGCCUCAUCUCGGGCGGGACGGUGGAGACGGUCUGCACCCCGAGCUUGCGUUUCGAGGAGCACUCCAUAUCGGACGUGGGCACGGCGGCCAGCGACGUGGACAGCACAGGAAACUCGCUGAACGAGGGCGAGGAGCAUGAGGACAUGAGGGAGCGGCGGGAUUCAGGAGUGGGAGCCUCUCUGACCAGGCCCAACAGGAAGCUGCGCUGGCACAGCUUCCAGAACUCGCACAGGCCCAGCCUGACGUCCGCGUCUCUGGAGAUCAACCGGCAGGCGGCUGCGCAGCUCAACCUGCUGCAGAAGUUCUCCCUGCUCAGGCUCACCGCCACCAUGGAGCGCUACUCCGUCCCCAGCAAGCAAGGCUGGAGCUGGACCGUGCCGAAGUUCAUGAAGAGGAGCAAAGCCCCGGAUUACAGAGAUAAGAACGUGUUUGGGGUGCCCCCGCUGGUGAACGUGCAGCGGAGCGGGCAGCCCCUCCCCCAGAGCAUCCAGCAGGCCAUGCGCUACCUCCGCAGCCGGUGCCGCGACCAGGUCGGAAUAUUCCGGAAGUCGGGGGUGAAGUCCCGGAUCCAGGCGCUGAGAAGACUGAACGAGGCUUCCCGAUAGCAGUACUGGGACUUCGAGCCUGUCCCGCGCUCACAGAACGUUCUGCAAAUUUACCAAUGGGUUCCUAAGGAGCAGCAGCUGCAGGCCGCCCAGGCUGCGGUCAUCCUGCUGCCGGACGAGAGCAGGGAGGUGCUGCAGACCCUGCUGUACUUCCUGAGUGACAUCGCCUCCGCCCUGGGCAACCAGAUGACUGCGGGGAACCUGGCUGUGUGCCUGGCGCCCUCCAUCUUCCACCUCAACGUCUCCAAGAAGGAGGGCAGCUCACCCAGACUGAUUCACGGGAGGAACACGACCAACAAACCGGAUCACAGAGAUCUGAAUGAGAACAUGGCCGCCACGCACGGGCUCGGUCACAUGAUUGCGGAGUGCAAGAAACUUUUUCAGAUCCCCCCCGACAUGAUGCUGCAGUCCCGGAACUCGUACCUGGCGGCGGACACCCACCCCCUCCCCCUCCACGGGCUGGGCAUCAACCUGAAGGGCGAGCCGGUGGAUUACCGGGCCUUCCUGGAGGACAGCAUCCAGUGCCUCCUGCGGGAGAUGGCGGAGAAGAGCCGCGGUUGGCACAGCGCCACCGCGCCCAGCAACACUGAGCUGGCGUACAAGAAGGUGGGAGACAGGCCGCCCAUUCGCCUGUGGAGGUCCUCGACUGAGAUCGAGGCCGCCCCCACCGCCGUGCUGCACAGAGUUCUGCGUGAGCGCCACCUGUGGGACGACGACCUGCUGCACAGCCGAGUGAUCGAGGCCCUGGAGAGCAACACGGAGGUCUUCCACUACGUGACGGACAGCAUGGCGCCCCACCCCCGCAGGGACUUUGUGGUUCUGAGGAGGUGGCGCAGUGACCUCCCACGGGGGGCGUGUCUGCUGGUGUCCUCGUCCGUGGACCACGAUGCAGCGCGGCUGGAGGCGGGGCUUCAGGCGCUGCUGCUCACGUCCCGCUGGCUGAUCGAGCCCGUCGGGCCUGGCCGGUCCCGUCUCACCCACUACUGUCGGGCUGACCUGAGGGGUCGUUCUCCCGAGUGGUAUAAUAAGGUCUUCGGACAUCUCUGCGCGGUGGAGGUUGCUAGGAUACGGGAUUCCUUCCCGGUUUUCGUCCGGGGGCAUGAGGCGAGGCUGUAGAGCUCUUGUCAUUCACCCGGGGCUUUUUCUCACGCAAUCAUAUGCCCCGUGUGCCGUCCUCACCAUAGAGGUGUGGGGCCCCAUGGGUGGGAAUGAGACAGUGUCCUCACUGUCUCAAUGGUCAGAUAUAGCCAGUGGCCCCACGACCAAGUGAAAAGAACAUCACAAAAUGUUUGAUUUCAUCUUCGAUGAAAGAACAUCGAAGAACUUUAAUGAGGAUUUUUGGCAUUGUGUCUGCCAGGUUUGCCAGGACUCUUGGACCGAACGUCUGCGGGUAUAUGAAGUAAAGAGUGGAGAGUUGAAAAAGCAUGUGAUGGAAGGAUGGGAAAAAAGAGGAAAAUAUGCAUAGAAGGCUGAGGAUAUGAAUGUGAAAAGAAGUGGUUUUAAUGUGUUGGUCCUAAAAUGGAGGAUGACUGAGGGACUUUGCUGUGUGAGGGGGAUCGUGGGAAAGCCUGGUGGAGCACAGGGAGACAGGGCUGUGUGCUAUUGCGAGAUCCGAAAACAGACCGAUCUGGAGCCUGUGUUUCUGAUGCACUCCAGAGUAAGCGUGUGGAUUGAGUAUCAGUUUUUUUCUUUUUAGCUCUUAAUGGAUACAGUUAGGAUAUGGACAGGUUUUGUCCGGGUCCGUAUUUAUACGGUAUCUCAUAGUUGGGUUGUUCUAGGAUUGUUUUUGCCUUUUAGCUCAUGGUGGAUAAGAAUACAGACAGGGGAGACCAGAUAUUAGAUCAGCACUCCUGGGGCCUAAUUAUAAAAAUAUUCUUGAACUUAAACUUAAUCUUAAGGUCAUUUCCCAAGUUGUGCUUACGCUUCAUUUAUAAAAAUUAAGACCAAGGCAAGUUGCUUUCAUUUAAAUGCAUAUUAUGCAGGAUUUUUAAAGUCUGUGUUUACAAUCAAAGAAGUCAAAUCUUCAACCCCGCCCACUCACCCCUGAGCACCAAACCGAGUCUCAGACAUUCAAAUUCAUUAGACACUAUUGGUACAUUUCUCAGACCAGACCAGACAUUAGGCUACAUUGUCUGGUUGGGACCACAAACCAGGCAUGCACAAAUAAUUUGAAAAUAAUUAAUGUUCUGGUCAAAAACUGGACAUCUGGGAACCAUAGCUGCAUAGUGUAACAUAAACGUUACUUGCAUGUCCAACAGAAAACAGGCCAACUCCACAUUGCUUUUCAUCCCCUUGGCAAACUUCAGCUGAGGCCACUGAGGAAAAACAAUUCCAACGUUACAGUAACUCUAGUUGUUGAAUGAGCCCUGUCGCCUUGUCUUUUUCUUUGCUGUAUCUGGCCCAUUAUAGUGGCUAGCUAGCUAUAGCAACAAACACUCCUUUGAAUCUGAUCCCAAACUACAGUCUCUGUAGUCACACACACCCCUCCACACACAGAAAAGAGCACCACAUCCAGAGACAUCCCAAACACAUUUUAGAAUAAGAAAUACAGGUAAAGGUGCACAAAUUCAGCAAAGGUUCAUAGAGACAACGAUUGCCCGUCUAUCGUAGAUGCCUUAGCAGGGUCAUUUUUAUAAAAUAUAAAAGUUGAAAAUCUUCCAUAGCAUGCCUUUAAACUGUCAUAUCUGUGUCUCAUGCACCUGUAUUAAAUCUCAAAUGAACUUAAAUUUGAACAUGCUUUACAUUUACAUUUACCGAGCCAGUUACAACCAUUUUCCUCUAAAUGAGGUUGCAUUUCAACAUUUCUUGCGUUCAUCAUGGCUAAAAUUGAUUACCAAUUAAGAUUAGCAGGCAGCCCUGAAAUUUGCAGCACCUCCACAAAACCAGCUGGUGCUUAACGUAUGUCUGGUAUAAAAUGUAUGUAGAGAUACAGUAUGAUCAUAUCCACAUUACAGUGGAAUUUCAUAACUAACCAAUUAGUCAUCGUUUUCUGCAAUAACCACUAUCUAAGAUACAAUGUAGAUUGUGAGACCAUUUUAUGACAGACAAUGGUAAGACCAUUUAAUAAUGAGGCGCCUGUUGGGUCUUUAUGAAUCCGGACCCUGGAGCACUAGGAAAACGUGCUGUGCUAUCUUUUAGGCUGUUCUUCUCUACAGCUACUAAUAAGAUAAAUAACAUGUUGUGCAUCAUUUUUAAAUAUAAAGUGGCCACCGCUGCUGUGUAAAAAUGCGUGCCAUUAAUAAAAAAUAUUUAAAUUCACAGGAAGAAAAACAUAAAAAAGAAAAAAAUACUAAUGGAUUGUCUCUUUGCACGUAUGAUAUAUUGUUAAGGAUAAGACUUGAAAGAGGGUUCCUUAUGGUAAUACAGUCCCUCAGAAGCAAUUCCUUAGUGUAAAAGGGAACUGCAUUUUAUGUCUUAGUUUUGCAAACAAAAUUAAUGUUUUCAGAUGUUUCCUAUCAUCUUUCUUUUAUUAUAUGGGAUCAUAUCUCCCUCAGCUGGCUAAUGAUGUCAGUUUGGGAAUGCAGUCUCAUGAAUUAAAUCUGGUUGUACACUGCAUUUUACAUUGCGGUGUAAACGAUGAUAUUUCCAUUACUUGAAUUGCACAUUUGUACUAUAAACUCUUACAAGAAUCAGGGUUUAAGAUGGUGCAUCCUAGUCCUGUUCAUAUCUAAACUGCCAUCUUGAUUUUCAUAAAUAGGAUGAAAAAUGGCAGCAGGCAUCAAAGGUGACCUCUUUAAAGUAGCCAGACUUUUUUCUACCUAUGCUGCCUACAGUACAUGCCUUUCAUGGUCAACUGCACUGCCAACACACACAAAAAAAGAAAUAUAUAUCUUGCCACUGCAAACGAGAUGUGUCUUGUGUUUAGCAGAGAUGCCUUUUUGCAAGCGUCACUAGCCCCAGGCAUUUCUGCUGAACCCUGACUGAAGGAUGGGUAGGAUGACAAACAGUCUGAGGUUACCCAUCAGCAGGUGCCAGUGAUGGCACUGCAGAGUAGUGGAAUGGACACAUUUUAGUUUUCAGUUUGUUUGACUUUGAGUGAUGUAUGAGUUGUAACUGAUAUGUUAUAUUAAGUAUUUUAUUUAUUUAUUUCCUGUUAACUUUAUGUCAUGCAGUGAAGGAGGCUGCUAUGAUAUGUGAUGGUUGAAAUUUUUAACUAUAUAUAUAUAUAUAUAUAUAUAUAUAUACACACAGGAUUUUGUGUUUCUUACCAAAAAAAUACUCAAUAAAGAAAUUAUUUACCAAUUUAGUUAUUCACUGAGGAAUUAACCAGAUAUUCUGGCUUGAUGUUGCAAGCAUUGACUGAAUAUUUUAGCAAUUCAACUGGAAAGUUCAUCAUGCUAUAUUAGCUUCAUCCAGUAAACAUUCAUCUUCGCCAGGAAUUUGGUUUAUCGUAAUGUGCCGUGGUCUCUACAUUGUAUAGAAAAUGUAGCCUAUACCCCAGAUGAUUUAUAGUAUGGUGAAUGGUAUGAAUAUAAUAAGGCUACUAAAGGUCACAUCCUCUGAUACUUUUGUCUUUCUUUUGUUAUUCUACAAGUGACACCCUACCUGGGUAUUUUAGAUUUAAUCUUUUCAGCAAUUUUAGUGCCAGCAUUAUCUUCAAACCUUUAAACUGACAAGAUUAAGCAAUCCGACAGGCACUAACUAGGAAAAAAAUAUAUAUACAAUUUGGAGGCAUUUUAGCCUUGUAUGAUUAUUUAUUAACAUGAUAAUUGGAUGAUUUAUCAAAACAUUUGUAACAUUAUCAGAUUUACUGCAUCUUGCACAAUUGAUUUUAAUAUUUUUUAAUAUUAUUAUUUAAACAAUGUAUUUUGUGUCCCCUGUACUAAAUGAGCUUUUGAAUUAUAUAACUGUAUGAAUUAUAUUGAGGUGGAACUAUACGGAUAACACAAAAAAUAAAACAUUAAAACCUA